AUGGAGGUUUGCCAGAGCGGAUACUACACAGAAGACUUCAGGACGCAGGAAGUGCCAGCUGGUUUCGACUUUGCAUCUUAUGGUGAGUUUACCGAGCGGCUGAAGGACAGAGGAAACAUGUUCGCAGACAGUGUCAUCACAUCUAACUCAGUACAAAGUGAAACAGAUCAGAGCUACUUUGACUCAGAUGCACAGAGACAGUCCUCGUCCUUUUGGUCUGAAUAUCAGUCCCCCAACUUCGCUGCCCCUCCAUCACACCCAUCUAUGGCCUCAUGUCCCUCAAACCCCGGCCUCCAAUCCUCAGAGCAGUACUGCCCCCGUGUGGUGAAACGAAAAAACACCCCUCCACAGAGGCUGGACAGGGAGGGGCAGAUGACAGGAAUGUCGGCUUAUCCAGGUUCCGGUCCAAUCCAGCUGUGGCAAUUUUUACUGGAGCUUCUGCUGGACUCUGCCUGCCGCACUUUCAUCUCCUGGACUGGAGACGGGUGGGAGUUCAAGAUGUCUGACCCCACAGAGGUGGCGAAGCGCUGGGGUCAGUGCAAGAACAAACCAAAGAUGAACUACGAGAAGCUGAGCCGUGGCCUGCGUUACUACUACCACAAAAACAUCAUCCAUAAGACGGCGGGCAAGCGCUACGUCUACCGCUUCGUCUGUGACAUGCAGGGCAUGCUGGGAAAGUCGGCACAGGAGGUCCUGAGCAGUAUGAACGUUUUACCCACAAACACAGAGUCCUGGCAGGGCUCUGGGGUAUCGACAGCCUCUGAUCACAGCAGUGAAACGUGGGUUUCACAGUAGGGGCCGGCCCCUGGAGCCUCAGUGCUGCUGGCUCACAGACCUGAACGUUUUGAGUACUUCAGCCUUCAAAGUGAACUCUGCUUCCUCAAGCCUCGCGGAAGAGGACGAACUUGUUGUAGGCAGUUUACAGAUGCUGCAUUUCAGGGAAUAAUAAUUAAAAGUAUAUAGAGCCAUAGUGCAGCCAAUAUUUAAUGACAUCAUAUCAUUUUUUCUUAAAUGUUUCUAUAAAAAGAGCUACUUGACCUCAGGUUGUUUUAAGUGCAGCACAGACAUAAGCCAGGGGUAUUUUAAGCACUCGGGUUACUUGUACUUUGUUCCUCUGGGGUUGUUAUGUUUGAUAGUUUGUUUGUUUGUUUUCUAAAGAAAGAAUGGAUUUGUAAAUAGUGUUUAUAUGA
Molecule: messenger RNA, 1190 nt
Organism: Neolamprologus brichardi
Lineage: Eukaryota; Metazoa; Chordata; Actinopteri; Cichliformes; Cichlidae
Source: RefSeq, a predicted model, not a curated record